UCGAUUCCGCUUGGCCGAUUGUUAAGUAGGGUAGAGCCACUCAGAAAGUUUAUCAGAAAAAAACUGAGGUGCGCGCGGGCUCAAACAUGAGUGCAGCCGAAGCUGGGCCAGCGGCAGCUGUGUCAAAGCCAGGCAAGUGCGAGCGCAUGCUUUGGCUGGGAGGCCGUAAACACGUCAUACAGCACAAGUGGAGACCAAACAACAGCCGCGGAGAGGUGCUGCUGAUCACAACUCUCGUCGACAAGAAGAGCCCCAACAGGCCUUCGAACCAGCAACAGGUCUUUGUUGACAACACCGAAGAAGGUGUAGCCUCGAAAGCCUUGGAGAUGGCUCAUACGGUUCUCAAGAACAAGCGCGAAAGGCACAACAAAAGAGCAAGUUCAAGAACGAGGUAAAAAAGGCAAAAAAAGCACUGAAAGACGCGGACGGGAGACUCGCGACUGCUAACAGGCACCGCGAGGUCGCCCGCAGAGCGCUCGAAGCCGCCACGGCCGCGGUCGAGCGGGAAACUCAGAGCGUGGCAGCAGCUCGGGCGGCCUACGAGAGCGCACAAAACGACACACGGAACUUCUCAUCAUGAGCAGAGCUCGCCAUCGUCUCCCCCCCGGACUGCGUACAAUAGUCUACAAUGGUAAAAUUUCAAAGCGUUCCGCAAUAAUGAGGAAGACAUCUUGUUGAGAUCUUUAUGUCCAGUCUAAUACCAGGAUGUCUGCCGUGUGCUUUGGAGUGUUGAAUACAUGUGAGUGGUUCUACAUAUGUUGUAGGAAAGCGGUGGGUGCUCACGUACUCGGUGGCGUUCGUUCUGUGGGCAUCACCACGUAUAUGUUUGCUUUGAGGUGGUCGAUGGUAACUCGAACGGGGCUUCAGGGCGUAGAGCUAAGUUCUUCAGCCCUUUGGGCGUCAAGCUCCUCGCUGCCCUCAAUUCGUAGGUGAAACACCGUGGUGGGAAAGGGGGCGUGGUAUUAGGUGGUAGAGACGAACGAGAACGAAACGUUGCGGACGGAGCACGGAGUAUGAAAUGCUCGGCGUCACCAGCAAGAAUAGAUCCUCGUCGUGUAGGCGUUGUCGCCCGAAUAUUUGGAACGCAUGUUACAUACUUCUAUUGUAUUCCCAGACGUUUAUGGUACCCGCCAA
This is a messenger RNA of Ectocarpus sp. CCAP 1310/34, 1134 nucleotides long. The record is from the annotation of a GenBank genome assembly. NCBI's taxonomy places the organism in Eukaryota, Phaeophyceae, Ectocarpales, Ectocarpaceae.